CGGCCCGAGAGCAGCUCUGCUGAGAGCCGCUAGGGGGCAACGGGCGGCACUCUUGGUUGCGCAUGCGCUCCUGGGAGAGGAGGGCCGGGGGUUGCGGCAGCGGGUUUGCGCAUGCGCCGGGCGAAGGGCCGGCGUUGCGCGCCUUCUCCUCAGCUGGCUGUGUUCAUUAACUGUAUUUUGGAUGGGAUUUUCUUUUUCUUCAUUGCCAUCUAUAGAAAUUGAUGAAUUUUUUUAGUGCUAAGGCUCCAUCUGCCACCAGAUGUCUUUCUGCCUGACUGAGAUGUUUCUGUGGUCUUUGAGGACUAACUUACAUAUUAAAGGAAGCUGUGGCCUACUUGACUAUGAAGAUAUUGGGAUCCACCAGUACUAUGACAAGAAAGAGCCAGCAUCACAGAUGAAGCACGGUUACUUAGAAGAGAAGCAAAAGCUAGCAGAGUCUCGAGAUUAUCCUUGGAUACUGAAAAACAAGCGACCAGACAAACUGCGAGAUACACUCAAGGAGGUAGAGGACUUAAUGCAAAACAGUCAAUGUAUGCUGAGCAAAUGGAAGAACAAACAUAUCUGUCAGCUCCUCUUUCACUCAGGUAUAUUGGUGUCCCUAAGCCUUUCUGGGCCACAGCUGGAGAAAGUGGUGAUUGACAGGACCCUGGUGGGGAAGCUCAUCUCCGACACCAUCAGUGAUGCUGUUCUUACAGACAAUUUCAUCAUCUUGUCAUUUGAGGACCAUAACCAACUCUGCUUUAUUCAGUUUACAAAGAAGAUGGAUUCUCCCGAUGUAAACAAAAAACUGGAAAAACUCUCUUGUUUGGACUUCAAGAUUUCUUAUACUGAUAUACUUGGACCAGAAGGUAGAAGGAUGAAACGUCACCUGGCAAUAAACUGUAUGCAAGAUAUGGUCAUUUGCUGGUGGUCAGCAACUAGUGAUGGAGCAUGGCCUUGGUCUCCUAUUUCCUGUGAGAGGGACAGAGCCAACCUAUUGCUAUUAGGCUGUGCACAUGGCAAAUUGGAGGUUCUUAGUUACGUCCGUACAGAGUGGGAUCCACUCAAUGCUAGCUUCAGCACUAAUCAGCCUUAUCAGGUUUACACAGUAGAGCACUCCACCUCCGCAGACAAAAAGCCCAUGGCUGACAGCUGCGUCUACAAGUGUGUUAGGAACAAAAUUCAGUGUGCAGCAGUCACCAGAAUACCACUACGAUCCAAGGCCAUCAGCUGUUGCAGAGAUGUUACAGAAGACAAACUAGUCCUGGGUUGUGAAGAUUCAUCAAUAAUUCUCUAUGAAGCCUACAACCAAGUGACUGUGUUAGCCCAAGCAGAACUGCUGCCUGCUUUAAUAACCUACCACCCUUCCGGAGCCAUAUUCAUGGUUGGCAGCUCUCAAGGGGAGCUGCAACUUUUUGACACGGCACUGUCCCCAAUUAAAAUUCAGCUCUUGGCACAAGACUAUUCACCUGAGGCAACUCUGCAAUUCAGUAAACACUUUGACGUGCCUAGCAGCCUCAUCCAGAUCCAGUGGGCUGCUCCUCAAGUUGCAUCUGCCAGCACUGACAGCACAGAUAUUCAUGAUCUUUUGUUGGUUAGAUUUGACAAAGGACCCUUAGGAGUACUUCACUUUAAACUUGGUGUGAUCACAAGAGGACAGCUGGGCCUUGUGGAAAUCAUCCACCAGUACAUUUGUUACGAUGAGAUACAUGAGGCAAUUAAUGUCCUGAACACCAUGAACUGGAACACGAUGGGUCGUCAGUGCUAUAUAUGCUUGAGUGCCAUUGUCAAUCAUCUUCUUAAACAAAAGCUUACACCAGACAGGGAAGCACAGCUUGAGGCAAGCCUUGGAACCUUUUAUGCUCCAACAAGACCUCUCUUGGAUACAACUGUGCUGGAGUACAGGGACCAAAUCAGCAGAUAUGCAAGAAGGUUCUUCCACCACCUGCUCAGGUAUCAGAGAUUCGAAAAAGCAUUUCUGCUAGCUGUUGACAUAGGUGCUCGGGACCUGUUUAUGGACAUCCAUUACCUUGCGCUAGAUAAGGGUGAAUUGGCACUAGCUGAAGUAGCAAAGAAAAAGGCUAAUGACAUUGAUGCAGAAUCAAUAACUACUAGAAUUGAACUUCUGGGGCCGUCAGACGAAGAAGACCCAUCUCAGGAAGCUUUCAUUGACCGAACUUCAGAACAGGGAGGAGAGCGUGACCUGCCUGCUCCUGGUCCAGCCGUCGGACCGUCAGCACAGAGCUGGUCCUGCAGACCCACCAGCCGCAGACUGGCAGAGGACACCGAGCAUAAGCCAGGAGUGGAUCGUCACCCUGCCUCCCUAACAGGGAAACCCUUGUCCAGUAGUCAUGAAGGAAAUUUGAGAGCAGUUCCUUCAGAGAAGGAGACGGGAGACAGUGGGUCUCUCAAGGUCGUGCACUUCGGGCUGGUGUGACUGAACUGCUAAAGAGAAGUAGGGGAAACCUCACAGAGGUGGUGAAGUUCACAGAAAGUCUCUCAGCAAACUUCCAGCCAGCCCUGGAUCCGACCACUAGAAGAAGACAAAACACCAGGCUUAGAAAAUAUGCUGCCCUUAGACCUCCGAAUUAUUUCUGAGUUAGCACAACAUGUCCAUGCACAAACUGCCCCAUGUCUGCUUAUGGAGGGCAGUUUGGUGACAUUUUCAUCGUGUCAUUCAAAGACUUCAAAAAAGCGAGUAAUUGGGGAUCCCCAUUUACUGUACAAAUGCAAUGCUGAAAAAUUUGGGGGGUGGAGAUCUUGGAUGAAUCCAUAAACUUCUCAGGAGAAAGUCUGUAAUUCUCUAUGCAUUAUAUAUUUUAACAAUCUUCACUUGGAGGCAGAUUUGAAUUUCCACUUAAGGCUCUGAAAACCGUCCUAUUGAGAUACCAGCAGAUAAAAUCUUCACUCAGGAUACCUCUGUGAAAGAGCAGCCUUUCACAGUCGGCAGCAUUUUUCGAAGAAUGCUCUCAAUUUUCAUAUCUAGAUAUAUCAUCUUAGUUGAAUAACCAUUAUUUUGCCUUGAAAAAAAGACGCGGAGCCUCUUAAACAUCAUUCCAUUGGAGUCCAGAUUUUAAUCUGCCUCCUCUAACCACGAAGAGAAAAUGCACUGAGAAGGUAACGUAACCUGUUUCAGCCCUCUAGUUUUUUUCUGACGGUGAAGAGAGGGGCGAGCAUCGUCCAGGUCUUUCUUCCCCCCAUUUGAUUGGGCGCAGCAUGUACAAACACAGAUUUUUGUACUCUAUCAUAGGCAUGUGCGUGGGUUAAGCUUGAGCUUUCUGGGGCACAUUGGGUAGUUCCAAAGCCAUUCCACCCAAAAACGGCAAGCUUCUUGAAAUCGGUUUUGUACAACGAACAAAUUUGUACGAUGAAUGGACUGAAAAUAAAAGCACAAUGUAAAAA
Molecule: messenger RNA, 3381 nt
Organism: Aquila chrysaetos chrysaetos
Lineage: Eukaryota; Metazoa; Chordata; Aves; Accipitriformes; Accipitridae
Gene: WDPCP
Product: WD repeat containing planar cell polarity effector
Exons: 20
Coding region: 260-2416 (718 amino acids)
Biological process (GO): establishment of protein localization; nervous system development; cilium organization
Cellular component (GO): axonemal basal plate
Molecular function (GO): protein binding
Source: RefSeq, a predicted model, not a curated record